AUGUACGAGCAAGAGCCAAUUGUACAGAAGUACGUUGACCUUUGGCUCUCUCAGCUGAGCAAGAAGAGCGGCGAGACUUUCGACAUAAUCCCUUGGUUUAACUUCCUGACAUUUGAUAUCAUCGGCGAUCUCGUGUUUGCCGAGAGUUUUGGAUGCAUCAAAAAAGGCGGCUAUCAUCCCUGGGUGUCGGCCAUUUUCGAGACCGUCGUCGCCAGCGGCUUCUACCGUUUUAGCCAGCAAUUCCCCUGGCUUCGUCCGCUCAUGAAGUCACUCGGAAGUUCAGCCAAAUCUAUCAAGCUGGAAGCCGAGGGCCGCAAGUUCGCCACUGAGAAGGCCCUGGCGAGAAAGGCUCAAGGCGAAAGCCCCGGGGGCCGUAGGGACUUCAUGACGUAUAUGCUCAGGAAGAACCGCGACGGCCAGCCGGGCUUCCAGGAUAGCGACCUCGUUACUAACACGCCCCUGAUUAUCUCAGCUGGCAGCGAGACAACGGCAACUGCACUAUCAGGACUGACAUGGCACCUUGGACAGGCGAAAUUCCGCCACCAUUACCACAGGUUGGUCACCGAGAUCCGGGGCGCAUUCGCCAGUGAGGCAGAAAUCGAUAUGAAAUCCACUGCUCGUCUGCCAUACCUUAUGGCCACGAUUGAUGAGAUCCUCAGGAUGUACCCGCCUGCAGCGCAGACCCCUCCGCGGGUCAGCCCCGGCGCGGAACUUGAAGGAGAGCACAUUCCCAAGGGGACCGUUGUCACUAUCUUCCAGUGGGCGACAUACCACAAUGCAGACAAUUUCCAUGACCCAGAUAACUUCCGGCCGGAGCGAUGGUUGCCCGCGAACCACGAACUUUAUGAGCCCGUCUUUUCCAACGACAACAAGCAAUGCUUCCACCCUUUCAGCUUCGGCAUUAGAGAUUGCGUGGGCAAGAAUUUAGCUUUGUCUGAGCUCAGGGUGGUUAUCUCGCGCUUGCUAUUCCGCUUUGACGUGGAGCUCGCGCCUGGGCAGGAGGACUGGAUGGACGAUGGCCGCGUCCUGGUUGUCUGGGUGAAAGACCCGCUGAAGGUGAAACUCACCGAGAGGAAACUUAUAUCAGGCGCGUAA
Molecule: messenger RNA, 1095 nt
Organism: Diaporthe citri
Lineage: Eukaryota; Fungi; Ascomycota; Sordariomycetes; Diaporthales; Diaporthaceae
Exons: 3
Coding region: 1-1095 (364 amino acids)
Molecular function (GO): heme binding; monooxygenase activity; oxidoreductase activity, acting on paired donors, with incorporation or reduction of molecular oxygen
Source: RefSeq, a predicted model, not a curated record